UGCGCCUUUGGUGUGGGGUCUGGUAAAUUCCUGGGCUUUAUGGUCAAUCAGAGGGGAAUUGAGGCGAACCCUGACAAGAUCAAGGCCAUUCUUGACAUGAAGUCACCCUCCUCAACCAAGGAGCUCCAGCGCCUCAAUGGAAGAAUCGCAGCAUUAAAUAGGUUUGUCUCCAAAUCUGCAGACAAAUGUCUCCCUUUUUUCAAAACUCUCCGAAAAGCCUUUGAGUGGAAACCUGAGGCAGAGGAGGCUUUUCAAAGGCUCAAAGCCUACCUAGCAGCACCUCCCCUCCUGUCACAUGCUACCCCUGGAGAAACUCUCCAUCUAUACCUUUCUGCUUCCCCAUCAGCGGUAAGCUCAGUGCUCGUUAGAAACAACAAUGGAGUGCAGAAACCAGUUUAUUACGUGAGCAGGGCAUACCGGGGGGCAGAGGUCAGAUAUUCAGCACUAGAAAAACUGGCACUCGCUCUGGUCACGACAGCGAGACGGCUGCGACACUACUUCCAGGGCCAUCGUAUGGUGGUCAUCACCGACCAACCUCUUAAAAGAAUCUUGGGAAAGCCGGACGUAUCUGGCAGACUUCUUAAAUGGGCAGUAGAACUCGGGGAAUUCGACAUUCAGUACCAACCUAGGACGGCCAUCAAAGCACAAGCCCUAGCAGAUUUCGUAGCUGAACUCACACCAACAGAAGAUGGGAACGAUGAGGAUCCCCAAAUGCCCAACGGAGACAUCAAGAAGCCUAACAAAGACCCUCAAGCAGGCGCCCAAGUCUCCUCCCCAGGAGCCCAAACAACUUUUUCUGAUGACCAGGCAUCCCGGGCUGCACCUCUAGCUCCUGCACCACAGGCUGCACCUCUGGAUGCCCAGGCAUCACAGGCUGCACCUCCCCGGUCUUCCACUUCAAAUUCCAAAUUCUCCACUCAUCUGCUUUGGAAACUCUAUGUAGAUGGCUCCUCGACUAGUGAAGGAGGAGGAGCGGGCUUAAUCUUGAUCAGCCCAGAUGGCACCACUCUCAGAUAUGCGAUGAAGCUCCACUUUUAUGCUUCCAAUAAUGAGGCGGAAUACGAAGCCCUCCUUUCUGGAUUAAGAUUAGCGAUGGAAAUGGAGGUUCAACACCUUGCCACCUACAGUGACUCUCAGCUGAUAGUCAAUCAAGUGAGGGGCGAGUUCGAAGCCAAAGGAGCCAAAAUGCAAGAAUAUCUCAGCAUGGCUAGAAACAUGAUCACAAAAUUCCACUACUUCCAGAUAAACCACAUCCCCAGAGAGGAUAAUAUGGCUGCCGAUGCACUCGCAAAGCUCGCUUCAUCCAUGGAAGCCUCAUCAGGGGAACCAGUACUAAUUGGUCACCAGUGCGAGCCGAGCAGGAUGGACAUGGAGGCCACAAAUAUUGACUGUGUAUCUACUGAGUCAGACUGGAUGACCCAAAUCAGGGCAUACCUCCAAGAGGGUGUGCAACCAGAUGAUCCCCUAGAGGCCAGGAAGCUAAGGAUAAGGGCCUCCAAGUUUGCCAUCUUGCAGGACACUCUAUACAAGAGAGGCUAUUCCUUGCCGUGGUUACGAUGUCUUUCACCUGAAGAAGCUCACUAUGCCUUGCGAGAAAUCCACGAAGGAAUCUGUGGGAAUCACUCUGGAGGGCGUUCCCUUGCCCACAAGGCGCUCAGACAAGGCUACUUCUGGCCUACCAUGAUAAGGGACGCCCAGGAGUUCUCCAAAAAAUGCGACAAGUGCCAACGCUUUGCGACUGUGCCGAGGCAACCACCUGAGGAGCUAACAACCAUUUCAAGCCCAUGGCCUUUCUCCAAGUGGGGCAUCGAUAUCCUAGGCCCCUUGCCUCUCAGCAAAGGGCAGUGCAAGUUCGUGGUGGUGGCAGUCGACUAUUUCACCAAGUGGUCAGAGGCAGAACCUUUAGCAAAAAUCACAGACGCAAAGGUCAAAGAUUUUAUCUGGAAAAACUUGGUCUGUCGCUUCGGGAUUCCCCAUGCCAUUGUCAGCGACAACGCCAAGCAGUUUGACAACAAGCUGCUGAACUCUUUCUGUUCUGACCUUCAAAUAAAACAACCUCACUCCAGCCCGGCACAUCCACAAGCAAAUGGACAAGCAGAGGUCAUGGUAAGAACGGUGCUACGCAAUUUAAAGACAAGGCUUGAAAAAGCAAAGGGCCUUUGGGUAGAGGAGCUGCCAGGCGUACUGUGGGCUUAUCGAACCACGCCAAGAACCCCUACUGGGGAGACUCCUUUUUCCCUCGCCUUUGGAACCGAGGCGGUCAUCCCUGUUGAGAUAGGGGUACACUCCCUAAGGGUCCAGCACCACGAUCCCAUCACCAACGAGGAAGGACUCCGCAGCAACCUCGACUUGGUGGAGGAAGCGAGGGAGAUGGCUGUAGUCCGCAACGCGGAGUAUAAACGGCGCAUGACAAGGUACUACAAUUCGAGGGUGAAGCCCCGUUCCUUCCAACCUGGGGAUUUGGUCCUCAAAAAAGUGAUCCUCGCUACAAAGGAUGCACGCGAAGGAAAGUUAGGACCAAAUUGGGAAGGGCCCUACCGCGUAACAAAAGUAGUGAGACCAGGCACCUACAAAAUCCAAGAUUCUGAGGGAAAAGUUUUACUCCACCCAUGGAAUGCAGAGCACUUGAAAAGGUAUUACCAAUGACACCUUGAGAGCAUCAAAGCAGUAGAAGUUGGGACUUGAUUUGAUUUUUAGGGGUGUUACCCAAGAUUUCAAUGUAUUUUUUUUUGGGAAUUAUUACCCAAUAUCGCCUUUUAUAAGCAAUAAAUUAAUAAAAUUUUCUAUGCCAUUUACUCCAAAAAGAUUUUCUGUAUUUCAUUUCAAAGGAGUAUCGGUACAAAAAUAAGGCCAAAUACCGCCUUUUC
This is a messenger RNA of Ilex paraguariensis (yerba mate), 2867 nucleotides long. The record is from the annotation of a GenBank genome assembly. NCBI's taxonomy places the organism in Eukaryota, Viridiplantae, Streptophyta, Magnoliopsida, Aquifoliales, Aquifoliaceae.